AUGCUCGCACCCCUGGGAAACGAUGAGGUGACACAGGAUGAAGGCAUCACUGUAGCCUUGGUCGUGACAGUGAAAGCUCUGGGAGUGGGGCUGAGGCUGGAGGGCUCAGAGGCUGUGGCCCUGCUACCCAACCUCAAUUUACCCGUAUCUCAAAGCUUCACAUGGCUCUCGGAGACAUUGCUCACGGGUACCACGCUGGCGCAGGCAGCCAAGGUCCCCAGCGAUAGGACGGACCAGACACCUGCUGGGGAGACACAGGACAGCAGGCUGAGCAGCACCAUCCUCAGAGAUCUCACCACCAUCCUGCUGUCCCUCCAGAUCUCACCACUGUCCCUCCAGAUCUCACCACUGUCCCACUGUCCCACUGUCCCCCAGGUCUCACCACCAUCCCGCUGUCCCCUCAGAUGUCACCACUGUCCCGCUGUCCCCCUGGAUCUCACCACCAUCCUGCUGUCCCCCAGAUCCCUUGGGCUCUCCAACAGGACAGUGAAAGCUGCUGUUUCUGCCCUGAGGCCCCUUCCCCCCAGUGCCAGCUUGGAUCCCAAGAAGAAGCCAUCUCCCUCCCAGGACAAUCUCUCUUUCGGUUUCGUGCUGGAGCCCCACACACCUGGGCAGAAGCGCUGCGGGCGAAGUGACGAGGACGAAGGACCCCUGAGCCCUGCCUCCAUCCUGCUGCCAGCCAUGCCCGCCUCACUCCCCAGGGUGCUGCAGACCCUGCUGCUCCUGGCUGCCUCCCCGAGCGUGGAGCGUGGAGGAGCUGAAGCCCUUCGUCAGGGACUUGAACACAGACACCUGGCCCAACAGUUUCCUCAGAGAGGUGGAAGGGCUGUAGGCCCUGCUUCGUUCAGUAAAGGUUGGGACAGCCCCACCUGCACCAGCGGCGUGGUUUCCGUGUCCCAGGGCGAGAGAGCGGUGAUGACCUGCACCAUCUGCAACGAUUUCUUCCACGUGGAUGUCUUCCUGUGCGUCAGCCACCAUGACUGCCAGCAGGUCGUCACGGUGAAGGCCCCAGGAAACGACAGCAAUGGUGGGUGGUAUCUCCAGGUUCAAGGAGGGGUGGCGGAGCUGGUGAUCGAGAAAGCCCAAACCACGCAGACAGGGGAGUACAGGUGGUACCUGGAGGGACGCCAGUGGAAUUCGGAAACCACCAAGCUGAACGUUUCAGACCAGAACCAGGGCCCAGCGACUGAUGGAAAGGGAGGAGGACUCACAGCUCCCACGGUGGCCAUGGAGGCCCUGCUAAUGUCCUCACCCAUUGCUGCGGUCUCCAACAUCGUGGUCCCCACUGUCGUGGUCCUGGGCCUGGUCCUGGGGACGGCCGGGCUCAUCACCUGGUGCAGGUGCCAUGGCCCCCGGAAUCACAUGCAGAUGAGGAAGCUCAGCACCUUAGACACACAUCUCAGCACGUGAAGCCCUGCCUGGCCAUCUCGCCCAUCUGGAUUAAAACAUACUCAUGAAUUUGAAAACACACUCAUGAAUUUGCGUCAUGGAUUGAAUUGUUCCCUCCAAAAAUGUGUGCGUCAACUUGGCUGGCCUCGAUUCCCAGUAUUGGGUGAUCUUCUUGUGUGGUGUAAAUCCUGCCUCUAUGAUGUUAAUGAGAGAGGAUGGGCAGCAGUUGUGUUAGUGAGGCAGGACUCAGUCUACAAGAUUGGAUUGUGUCUUGAGGCAAUCUCUUGAGACAUAAAAGAGAGAAGCAAGCAGAGAGACAGGGGGACCUCGUACCACAAAGAAAGCAGCGCCAGGAGAAGAGCACGUCCUUUGUUCUCAGGGUCCCUGCGACUGAGAACCUCCUCAGCCAGGGAAGUUGAGGACAAGGACCUUCCUCCAGAGCCCACAGAGAGGGAAAGCCUUCCUCUGGAGCUCACACUCUGAGUAUGGACUUUUAGCCUACUUUACUGUGAGGAAAUAAAUUUCUCUUUGUUAAAACCA
Loxodonta africana (African savanna elephant) is the source of this 1929-nucleotide messenger RNA. RefSeq names its product secreted and transmembrane 1 (gene SECTM1). Gene Ontology annotation, biological process: immune response. Gene Ontology annotation, molecular function: cytokine activity. Bases 1 to 1410 code for a protein of 469 amino acids. The record is from RefSeq and is a predicted model, not a curated record. Lineage: Eukaryota; Metazoa; Chordata; Mammalia; Proboscidea; Elephantidae. The transcript has 11 exons. Gene Ontology annotation, cellular component: membrane.